This is a messenger RNA of Toxorhynchites rutilus septentrionalis, 2512 nucleotides long. Its product is annotated as organic cation transporter protein. NCBI's taxonomy places the organism in Eukaryota, Metazoa, Arthropoda, Insecta, Diptera, Culicidae. The record is from RefSeq and is a predicted model, not a curated record. Gene Ontology annotation, biological process: transmembrane transport. Gene Ontology annotation, cellular component: membrane. Bases 622 to 2280 code for a protein of 552 amino acids. Gene Ontology annotation, molecular function: transmembrane transporter activity. The transcript has 2 exons.
AAAAAAACUCCAAAGAAAACAACAAUACAUCAAAACUUGGUCCGAAAUCGACCGGACAGCGAAACAAAAGUGCAAAACAACAACCAAAUAAAAGUGAAACGUCAUGUGAUAGCGCCAGAGUUCGACGAUGACAGCGUUGGUAGUGAUAAUGAUAAUGUUGAUGAUGAUGACGAUGAUCGUGUUGGCGGAAGAACGGGGUUAGAGUGGCGUUAGUGGCGCCCCCUGCCCGUGUGGUUCACAGUUACCAGUGCGCCGCGGAGAAUUUCGCGCGAAGUAGGAGUUUUCUGCGAGCAGCGCGCGGAGUUCUGCGUCGGCAUUCGGCGCGAGUGGUUGUGUUCGAUCCAUCCAUCCGAAACAAGAAACAAGAAAAAGAAGUGGGUUCGGUUGUGGACAGUUGAAAUAUUCGAUUCGCGUGACUGAAGCGGACCUUCGAGUGCAAUAUUUUGUUUGACCCCGAUUUGUUCUGCUGUCAGGGACUGACCCACGGACCCCCGAGGAUCAUUGUUUCCUCGGACAAGGAAGGGUGUUUUGGAGUAGUCAGUGAAUGUGCGCCGCUGAGGAAAGGAACGGGAGGUUAACUCAAGUGAUUUGGAGUGAAUCUGACUUGUGUCUUGUGGCACCAUGGCGGUCGAUCACAUGCUUGAAGAGUUAAUGGGAAUGUUGGGAGAUUUCGGCCGUUAUCAGGCGUUUCAGUUCAUACUGCAUCUGCUGGCCGCGGUAACGGCGGGCCUUCACAUGCUUUCGCUGGUCACGGUGUCGGCCGUUCCCGAGCAUCGGUGUUUCAUCGAGGGCAUCGACAGUCUCAACAGCACCACUUUCGGCCUCGAUGCCCUCGGGGAGUACAUUCCACUGAACAAGGACGGCGCGCUGGAUUCGUGUCGGAUGUUCCAGCAGGGUACCGCCGCAAAUGCGACCAUCUCCUGCAGUUCCUAUGUGUUCGAUACCACCUACUACAAAUCGUCCCGAGCGAUUGAGUGGGAUCUGGUUUGUGACCGACGAUGGAUGGGAUCGUUAGCUCAAACGAUCUACAUGCUUGGUGUGUUCACCGGAGCCGUUUGGUUGGGUGGGCUUGCGGAUAAAAUCGGCAGAAAGAAGGUGUUUUGCUGGUCGGCUCUGCUGCAGCUGAUUCUGGGCGUUGGAGUGGCCUUCACUCCGGAGUACUACUCGUUCCUGGUGAUUCGGUAUUUGUAUGGUAUUUUUGGUAGCGCUGGUAGCUACAUCACUGGAUUCGUACUGACGAUGGAACUGGUUGGCCCAAGCAAGCGAACACCGUGCGGAAUCUCGUUCCAGGCAGCGUUUGCUGGUGGAAUUAUGUUAGUGGCUGCAUGGGGAGCGUUGAUUCCGGACAGAAUGCUACUGCAAGUGGUAUACGGAUUGCACGGGCUGCUGCUCGUCGCCCAUUGGUGGAUAAUGGAUGAGUCUCCACGCUGGUUGUGGAUGCAAGAUCGGAAGCGCGAAGCCAUUGAUAUCAUUGCCAAAGCCGUUCGCAUGAACGGACGUGGUUUGAACGUCGACAAAGAGUAUUAUCUGUCCAAGGACAAGUCCAAUUACGCUGUGGAGGCCACCCCGAAGACUAGUGCAGGUUUGAGUGACCUGUUCAAAACCCCGAAUCUCCGCAAAAUGACACUGAAUGUUUGUCUCUGUUGGUUCGCCAACUCCAUCACUUACUAUGGUCUCUCACUCAGCUCGGGAAAAUUAGGCGGAAACCCGUACUUAAUCCUGUUCCUCAUGGCACUUGUGGAGAUGCCAAGUUACCUCGCAAUCAUUUUACUGCUGGAUAAACUAGGUCGCCGCUCCAUCACCAGCACCCUCAUGAUUGUCGGUGGAAUUUGCUGCAUUGUGGCCGCUUAUCUAAACCGUGGAAGCACCGAGUCCACGACGGUCGUCAUGUUCGGAAAACUCUUCAUCGCUGGCUCGUUUGCAGUUAUUUACAACUACUCAGCCGAGCUGUUCCCCACCGUUGUGCGGAAUUCUGCCAUGGGUCUCGGAUCGAUGUGCGCUCGUUUGGCGGGUGCUUCCACGCCGAUGAUCAUCCUGUUCGAUUCGUUCGACCCGAAGAUUCCGGCCGUUAUUUUCGGGGUUAUGUCGCUCAUAUCCGGCAGUUGGGUUCUAUUCUUGCCGGAAACAAUGGGCAAGCCAAUGCCCCAGAGUUUGCAGGAUGGUGAGAACUUCGGCAAGGGAGACACGGCCUUCUCGAGCUGCAUGGGACGGAACAAGACCUACACCGAGGGGACACCGCUGGCUCAGCCAAUGGUUCAAAUGCAAACUAUUGAGCGAUAAAAGGUCGGAUUUGCUCGGAAAGUAAUAUGACGUGAAUUUUGUUAGUUAAUUGAGUUUUUAGUAUAUGCGAGUAGGUAAACAAUAAAGUAAAUGAAAUUAUGGACGGUUUAUUUUAAUCGAUCUUUUAUUUUCGUUGUAGAACAAUACGUAUAGCCGAUUGCAUGUUAUAAGAAGCGAAAUGAAUGUAUAUAUUCUUUUUACGAAGAAUAGAGUAAAUAUUGUUUUAAGAUUA